Molecule: messenger RNA, 1661 nt
Organism: Neltuma alba
Lineage: Eukaryota; Viridiplantae; Streptophyta; Magnoliopsida; Fabales; Fabaceae
Exons: 4
Coding region: 295-1557 (420 amino acids)
Source: RefSeq, a predicted model, not a curated record
AAGCUUCCACAACUAUGUGAAUAUGUACGGAUGUAUAUUUAUAGUGAAGUCGAGAAGUACUGGGUUUUAUUUUUUUGGAAUUGCUACUAGAGCUUUUGUAAAAAGUUUUUGCUGCAAUAGUUGCGAGUUUGUUCUGAAGUUAUUCUCCUUCAGACUUUUCUACAACCAUAUGGCAUGGCUUGACCAUACUUGAUUUUGGGCUCCUUCCAUGAUAUGUGGUUUGGCCGAGGGGGAAAAGGUUAAAGAAUUGAAAGUAAAAUCUUGGCAACUUGCCGCCAUAAAUAAAUAUGUUGCAUGCUUUUCAUAUUCGUCACAAGGCGAUCAGAAUCCCGAGCUGAAGCAUUGUUCGUUGGGAAGACGAGGAUGGCAACUGAUCACAUUUCGAUGCUACUCUUCUUUCUUCUGAUUCAUUUUCAAUUCUAUCGUGACUUACAUUUAGCACCCGCUUUGCCUCUUCUUGCAAUCGCCUCCCCCCCUCAAACCGAUGUUUCCCACCUAUUGCAUGAUGUUUUAAAGAAUAUUUCAGCGAGGCUGAAUUGGAAUUUGGGGGAUGUAAGAAUUUUUGAGUUGGACGUUGUGGAGGCGAGGUUUGUCACCUUCCAGAAUUAUGAAUUCUCUAUUAAGUUGGACAAGAACCAGUUUGGCGCUAUCAAAUUCCCGGACGAUUUUGUGUUUUGGAGAAAAUUUAGAAAACCCAAAACCGAUUUAUACUCUCUUAUUCAUGGGGUUGCUUCGCGGGCUGUACUGGAUACCUUGGAAAUCGAAGGUCCACUCGAGCUUAGGGUCGAUCCUCCUCAUCAACUCUCCCUCUCCUUGCCGAUGAAUAUCUCGCAUGCUGGUUUGAAACGCAUCCUUGUUGGUGAAGGCAUCACAUUACAAAUAGGAAGAGCUUUAGAAGUGUCCUUGCAUUACUCGUCCGAUUAUGAUCUGUUAAUGGAUGGAAGUAUGACGUUUGACGACGAGUAUGAGAGUGAUUACCAGCCCUUCAUGUUGUCAUCUACCUGCAUUCAAUUGGUUUACGUACGCAUAUCUGGCCCUACGUCAUUGGCUGCUUAUGUAGAACGAAGCCCUGCUCUGCUCGUACGAACUGUUUCUAUCCCGCACGACGCCAUUCUGUUGCUUCCAGACAAGCACCUCCGUAGUGCUAGCAGGUACCAAAAGCAACCUUGCCCUUUUGAUCCUGUGAGUACGAGAUUAAGAAUGGCCGAAAAAAUUUGGAGGAGCCUUGUAGGGCCCGGGAUGCUUGAAAACCCCAUGUCUGUUUCCUUGGAAGCAAAUAGAAAGGCGUCAGCUGCUGUCAAAUUCCUCAUAGGAUUGGAAAGGGACGUCGGAAGAAAUUACAGAUACGAAAGGAGACACAGAGACGAGGAAUGGUACAAUCGCGAGAGGCGCAGAAUUGAGUGGGUUCGGUUUGAGGUGGUGGCCAGACUGGGGCCUCACAGGCUCCACCCUCUUUCCUUCAAGAAAUCCAGACCCAUUCUCCACUGGCAAGAUGUGAAUUCCAACGAGUCCUCCACGACUUGGUACCCUGAUCGUUUUCCUUACUUUCUGCUUUAGCCCUUUGUCGCAUAUUUCAUGGCACUAUGCUUGUAAAUGACAAUUCGCAGCUAGCCGUUGUAAGUGACCAGAGCAUUUAAAUAAAGCUGAGGUAUUUUUUUUUU